AUCUUCAGGAUUAAUAUUAAUUUGGUUGGCCAAACAAAAAACAGACAAGAUCACCUAGCUAGGAUCUCCAACAAUGCAAGCAACCAACUUUUCAUCCGCCAAGCUUCCACUCGGGGCAGUUUGGUCAUCAUCAUCAUCGCCCCCAGGUUCUUCCAGGAGAUCAAAGGCUGUUAAUGGCGGCGGCCCGCGGCUUGUGAUCAUUGCAAGCGGUGGAGGAAGACACCAACAUGGACGACGAGAUUAUGGGGGGAGGAUUGUGGACGAGAACAUGAUAUUGCUACGAAUGCGUAUUAGGGAGUUGAAGAUGUUGGAGACGAGCCAGCAGGAACCACCUGCGAGUUGGAUGCAGUGGGAGAAGAAAUACUAUACACAUUACGACGAGGAUGUUUGCGAGGCGGUGGGGCUGUUGCAGUCUUAUUUGAUGAAUGUUAGGCCGAGUUUGGCGUUAGCGAUGGCGGCGCUUUUUAUGUUGAGUGUCCCUUUUUCUGCCGGGGUGCUCUUCUUUCAUGCUUUUGAGAUGGCUAAGGCAAUCUUAUAA
This is a messenger RNA of Corylus avellana, 538 nucleotides long. The record is from RefSeq and is a predicted model, not a curated record. NCBI's taxonomy places the organism in Eukaryota, Viridiplantae, Streptophyta, Magnoliopsida, Fagales, Betulaceae.